Messenger RNA from Lipotes vexillifer (Yangtze River dolphin), 2994 nucleotides. RefSeq names its product protein phosphatase, Mg2+/Mn2+ dependent 1D (gene PPM1D). Gene Ontology annotation, biological process: protein dephosphorylation. The record is from RefSeq and is a predicted model, not a curated record. The transcript is spliced from 6 exons. NCBI's taxonomy places the organism in Eukaryota, Metazoa, Chordata, Mammalia, Artiodactyla, Lipotidae. Gene Ontology annotation, molecular function: protein serine/threonine phosphatase activity; cation binding. Bases 235 to 2052 code for a protein of 605 amino acids.
GGAGGCGCAUUGCGCAGACGCAGCUGGUCGGCUCCUUUCCCCCUGGCGCUUCUGCCCAGCUCUGGCGGACAAGUCUCGACAUCGUGCGCCCCCCCCCCCACCUCCGGGACCGCUCCCUCCCCCUUCUCGGCGUAGUCGAAGAUAAACAAUAGUUAUCCGGCGAGCGCCGAGUGUGUAUCCCGCCGCCGCAUUCGGCGGGCUGCGUGGGACCGGCGGGAUCUCGGCCAGCCUGCCAUGGCGGGGCUGUACUCUCUGGGAGUGAGCGUCUUCUCAGACCAGGGCGGGAGGAAGUACAUGGAGGACGUUACUCAGAUCGUGGUGGAGCCCGAGCCCACGGCUGAAGAAGAGCCCUCGCCGCGGCGGUCUCUCUCUCAGCCGUUGCCUCCGCAGCGGUCACCGCUGGCUCUUCCUGGCGGCGAAAUCUCGGGGAGAGGCCCGGCGGUGGCAGCCCGAGAGGCUCGCGACGCGCCGCCGGACGCCGGGGCCUCGCCGGCUCCCGGCUGCUGCUGCCGCCGCCGUUCCUCGGUGGCCUUUUUCGCCGUGUGCGACGGGCACGGCGGGCGGGAGGCGGCACAGUUUGCCCGGGAGCACUUGUGGGGUUUCAUCAAGAAGCAGAAGGGCUUCACCUCUUCCGAGCCGGGGAAGGUGUGCGCUGCCAUCCGCAAAGGCUUCCUCGCUUGUCAUCUCGCCAUGUGGAAGAAACUGGCAGAAUGGCCAAAGACUAUGACAGGUCUUCCCAGCACGUCAGGGACAACUGCCAGUGUGGUCAUCAUACGGGGCCUGAAGAUGUAUGUAGCUCAUGUGGGUGACUCAGGGGUGGUUCUUGGAAUUCAGGAUGACCCAAAGGAUGAUUUUAUCAGAGCUGUGGAGGUGACACAGGACCAUAAGCCAGAACUUCCCAAGGAAAGAGAACGAAUUGAAGGACUUGGUGGGAGCGUGAUGAACAAGUCUGGGGUGAAUCGUGUAGUUUGGAAACGACCUCGGCUCACUCACAGUGGACCUGUGAGAAGGAGCACAGUCAUUGACCAGAUUCCAUUUCUGGCAGUAGCAAGAGCACUUGGUGAUUUGUGGAGCUAUGAUUUCUUCAGUGGUGAGUUUGUGGUGUCACCUGAACCAGACACAAGUGUCCACACUCUUGAUCCCCAGAAGCACAAGUAUAUUAUCUUGGGGAGUGAUGGUCUUUGGAAUAUGAUUCCACCUCAGGAUGCCAUCUCAAUGUGCCAGGACCAAGAGGAGAAAAAAUACUUGAUGGGUGAGCAUGGACAGUCUUGUGCCAAAAUGCUUGUGAAUCGAGCUCUAGGCCGCUGGAGGCAGCGUAUGCUUCGAGCGGAUAAUACUAGUGCCAUAGUAAUCUGCAUCUCUCCAGGAGUGGGCACUCAGGGAGAUUUCACCAAUGAAGACGAGCUCUAUCUGAACCUGACUGAUAGCCCUUCCUACAAUAGUCAAGAAACCUGCGUGAUGACUUCUUCUCCGUGUUCUACACCACCAGUCAAGUCACUGGAGGAGGACCCAUGGCCAAGGCUGAACUCUAAGGACCACAUACCUGCCCUUAUUCGUAGUAAUGCCUUCUCAGAGAAUUAUUUAGAAGUCCCAGCUGAGAUAGCUCGAGGGAAUGUCCAGGCUGCAGUCGUAUCCUCAAAAGAUCCAGAGGCACUUGAAGAAAAUUGCACUAAAGCCCUGACUUUAAGGAUACAUGAUUCUUUGAAUAACAGCCUGUCAGUUGGCCUUGUGCCUACCAAUUCAACAAACACCAUCAUGGACCAAAAAAAUUUAAAGAUGUCGAUCCCAGGUCAAAUGAAAGCUCAAGAAGUUGAAAGAACCCCUCCAACAAACUUCAAAAGGACAUUAGAAGAAUCCAACUCUGGCCCUCUUGUGAAGAAGCAUAGACGGAAUGGUUUAAGUCGAAGUAGCGGUGCUCAGCCUGCAAGCCUCCCCACAAACGCACAGCGAAAGAACUCUGUUAAACUUACCGUGCGGCGCAGACUUAGGGGCCAGAAGAAAAUUGGAAAUCCUUUACUUCAUCAGCACAGAAAAACUGUUUGUGUUUGCUGAAAUAUAUCUGGAAUUUUUUUUUUUCCAAACAUCUAAGAGGGCUUUUUGAAUUUGGUGCCGAAGUUGAACUUUUUUUAAGGGGACAAAAUAAAAAUAGUAUACAGUUUGACUUUUUGGAAUUCAACAGUUUUAUCCUGGCCUGGUACUUGCUUGUAUUAUAAAUGUGAAUUUUGUAGAUGUUAGGGUAUAAGUUGCUAUAAAAUGUGUGUAAAUUUGUAUCCUUCACACAAACUCAGUCUCUUACUCUGAUACACAGUAAAUGUAACAACAGGGCUAAAGGUUUAAAAAAAAAAUCAAAAGAAUCUAUUCGAUUUUAGAAAUACAUUUAAACUUUUAAAAAUGCUUAUUAAGAAAUUUGUAUAAGUCACUUGUGAUGAAAACUACACAACUUUUUAAAGUAAAUUAUGAAGCAAACUGGAAAAGUGAUGUAUUUUCAUAGUGACCUGUGUUCCACUUAAUGUUUCUUAGAGACAACUAGUGUCUUUUAAAAAUUAUUCUUUAUUUCUGAUUUCAUAAUUCAGAACUAAAUUUUUCAUAGAAGCAGAAGUGUUGAGCCAUGCAAAAGCAGCUGGGUUUCAGUCUCCUUGUCCUAAUUAAAAUACUAUGCAGUAUCUCUUAUUUCAUUCAGUAGCAUUUUUUCUGAACAUUAAUCAUCAGAUUUGCUCACCAAAUCUUUGAAGUAGAAGGAGGUAGGUUUGCCUAAAAAGAUGCCCUUCUCAAUCAUCCCAGACAUUCAGUGGCAUUAGUAGGUCUUAAAAGUAGCUAUAUCCUCUUCUAGUGUUUGCAUAAAAUAUGUGAAGUUUUUCUUGCUAUGUCAAUAACAGAUGGUGCUGCUAAUUCCCAACGUUUCUUAAAUUAUUUUAUAUAUCCUAUGGUUUUCAUUGAUUAUAUGGACAUGUUUGUUCAUCUAAUAAAAUCAGUGAACUGUUACUGAUGUUGCUG